AUGUCUGAAUUGCCGAUACAUCGGGAUGCAGUGGUUAAAACCGUUCGAGUAGAAAAGAUUAGACUUCACAAGAGAAGCCAAGAAACCGUGUACAUCGCAAAUGUCGUCUGUGGACGCAGGCUGGAGGAAGCUCUAACGCUGUAUAAAUCAAUAGUUUUGUUCACGGACAACGAAACAAGAAUACAUUUACAUAUUUUUACAGAUCAUCUUCGGAUUAAUCUGACAAAAGAGCUCGAUAGAUGGCCAGAUAUUGUUGGUGGUCGAAUCACGUACAGUGUACAUUCAGUUGAAUAUCGCGAUGUAGAAGACGCCCUCAAGUGGAAGAACAUGUUUGCACCAUGCUCAACUCAGCGUUUAUUUCUGCCGAACAUUUUGAACGAAACCGAUGCUGUUAUUUACAUAGAUACAGAUGUUUUAUUUCUUCGUUCGCCAAAACUAUUAUGGGACACAUUCAAAAAGUUCAAUGAAACACAACUUGGCGCCAUGGCUAGAGAGAGCGAGGACCUAGUAAAAGGAAACUGGUACAGCAAAUAUUCAAAGAUACCAUACUACGGUAGUCUUGGGUUGAAUGCUGGUGUAAUGCUUAUGAAUCUGACACGAAUGCGAUACAAACAUUGGGAGGACAACAUGCUUGAUGUGUACAACGAAUACAAAGCGAAUUUAACAUUUGCGGACCAAGAUAUUAUGAACAUCUUCUUUCAUUUUAACCCAGAUAUAAUAUAUGUCCUUUCAUGUAAAUGGAAUCUAAGAACAGACCACUGCGAUGUGCCACCAAUCCAGUGUAAAGAUGCCCUCAACGAUGGAAUCUCAUUAGUGCAUGGCAACAGGAGAAAGUUCCACAAACAUUUCAGUAACCAACCAACUUUUAUCUGGCCGUACGAAGCAAUCAGGGAUACAGAUCUAGGCAACAGUCGAAAUAAGUUUGUUGAAGAGCUGCAAAGGAAGUUUGAUUCAAUUCGAAAAAUUCCUGGUUGUGCACGGCUUGGCUCAAUAAUUGUGGAAACUCUAAUAAUUUCUUUGAUUGAAAGCAUAAACGCAAGAUGA
Molecule: messenger RNA, 1044 nt
Organism: Saccoglossus kowalevskii
Lineage: Eukaryota; Metazoa; Hemichordata; Enteropneusta; Harrimaniidae
Product: glucoside xylosyltransferase 2-like
Biological process (GO): protein O-linked glycosylation via N-acetylgalactosamine
Molecular function (GO): UDP-xylosyltransferase activity
Source: RefSeq, a predicted model, not a curated record